AUGACGGACCUAUUCAAAGCGUCCGACUCUGGUUUGCUGCUGGUCUUUAUGGAGCCUGGACCCUCGGUGUCGCUAGAAGAGUUUCACGAAUGGUACGACACGGAGCACGUACCUCUUCGCAUCCAUCGGUUCCCCACCUUCCGCUCUGCAACCCGAUACGAGGUGACCUCCACCGCGCUGCACCCAGCAUCGGGGACGGCCGAGGUGCCUAUCGCGCCGAAAAGCACCUGGGGAGCGUUCUACACGAUCAGCUCGAACGUCGUUUUCGGUGAGGAGGCGUAUACCAGCCUGAGGAGUCAGAGGAGCGAGAGGGAGGCGGAGCUGUUUACCCGGCUCGCCAUUGUCGAUCGCCGCAUCUAUCGGUUGGACUACGACAGCGACACAGACGCGAACAUCAAGGUCGAGCGCAAGAAGCUCGGUUUGAACGUCCAGACGCAAGCAGACACCCCCGGGUACCUCGUGACGAACUCGGUCGAUGUGGUCGAAGAGAUGCAGGAGGAGUACAACAGGUGGUUCGCGGAGGAGCACGUGCCCAUGCUGGCCCAGGUCAAGGGCUGGAGGAGGAGCAGACGGUUUACGCUGAUCGAUAAUGGCGUCAAUGGCAAGGAGGCCAAGAAGGGCGAUGCGGAGGGCGUACCCCGGUGCUUGGGGCUGCAUGAAUACGACCAGAGCGGCAUCGAACAGACGCCCGAGUACAAGCGCGCAUGCGACACCCCCUGGCGCACCAAGGUCAUCGGUCCUGAUGGUCGCAACAUCGUGCGGAGGGAGAGGAAGACGUGCGAGCUGUACCGCGCUUGGGACCCCGUGGCUGCGAUCGAGGCCGAGGGGCAGAAAUGA
Messenger RNA from Kalmanozyma brasiliensis GHG001, 837 nucleotides. RefSeq names its product Dimeric alpha-beta barrel. The record is from RefSeq and is a predicted model, not a curated record. NCBI's taxonomy places the organism in Eukaryota, Fungi, Basidiomycota, Ustilaginomycetes, Ustilaginales. Bases 1 to 837 code for a protein of 278 amino acids. The transcript is spliced from 2 exons.